AAGUACAAGGAGCCCAAAUGUGAUGCCGAUAAUUAUGAUAGUCUGUAGAUCUAGGCCUACAUCGUAUUAUAAUAUUUAUUAAUCUAGAGCUUUAUCAUCUUAGUAGUCAUGCUGAGUAGUAACCUGCCACUGUAACUUUCUGGAUACCAAGAUGACAAGCAAGUGGACGCAGGAUAUUCAAUGGUCCCCGGUGCAUCCUGAUACCUUUUUCUCCCUGUCGGUUGGAACAAAUCAAGUGGAAUUCAACCAGUAUGCUGUGGAGUCACUCUCCAAUUAUGACAUAGCAGGACAUGGAUCUUCUAAACCAUCAGGUCGGCAGGUUUCUGAAACAGGAUUUGCACGCCUUCAAUUCUCCAAGUCGGAUCUCUUUACGAACAACAAAGACGAAGUUCAGAGAAUAAAAUGUUUUGCCUGUUACCCGAAGGCAGUACCAGAGAACCUGCUUGGUCUUGGUCUCUCUACAGGAAAGGUGUUGCUCACUUCGUUUGUAUCAGAUCCGCAGACAGAUCCUACUAAUCUCAUCGGAGCAGAAUUCCCUCCCAAGCAUUCCAGACUAUGUACCAGCCUGGCAUGGAAUGCUGUCGACUCAAAGUUGUUGGCUGUUAGUUUUGACAAGUACAGAACAGACUGCAGUCUAUCGAUCUAUGACAUCAAUGUGAGAGGCGGAGGUGGAGGAGGGCAAUCUAGGCCUUUGUCAGUUGGAAGUGAAAGAGAUACCAGAGGGGUAACAGAAUUAGUAUACAGUGAUGCCCUGCAUUCCAUGGCCUGGCUACUACACCAGCCCUGCAACCUCAUGGUGGGACAAGGUCAGAAGAAUCUAAGGCUCUAUGACAUCAGAGAUCCCUCAAAGCACAAAAGCAGUGCCAUCACCAAGGCAGUGUAUGGAAUCUCUGCAGACCCACUUUAUGAACAUCGGCUAGCCUCAUUCUUUGAAGACCAGACCAUGAUCUGGGAUCUGCGCCAUUUUGAAAAACCAGUACUCAGCUUCCGUGAAGCAAGGGGCGUGGUCAAGCUCGGGUGGAGUCCAACUCGAUACGGCACCUUAGCUUGUCUAACCAAGCAGAGCAAUGUCAUCAAACUCUACAACAUACAACAUGUUGGUCAAGAAGUGGAAUACACUGAAAAGCAUGUCAAACCCAACUAUCUAAACCAGCAUCAGGUAGCCAUCUUUGCUUGGCAUCCCAACCAGGAGAAUAGAAUGCUUGCUCUGUCACCAGGGGGCGCUAUGCAGGAUCUUACAAUCUAUGAUGCCAUAUCACUGGAUUGGUCUCCCCACUCUUCCUAUUCCGUAGCCUCAGGGAGGCAUCUUUUCUACUGUCUUCCAUCCUCUGAUUGCACUAUGGAAGAUGAGGAUAUAUCAAGUACCAUGAAGAGAAGGGCUUCUAAUGGCUACGGUAUGAAGACCGAGCCCCUAAGCCAGAAUGCAGCAUUAGCAGGCAAUGACUUGCAGGUCAACAAACUAUGGCAUUGGUUACACAGAAUAAAAUCCUUGCAGACGAUCAGCCGAUCCGCAUCGUCUUCAAAGUCCUCCUCGACGCCAUCAGGCAUGAUGGACUUCUGUGGGGUGAAACAGCUGAUGUGUAGGGAAGGCUCCGAGAACCAGGCAGGAGGACUGAGAAGCAAGCUAGACCCAAUGGCAUGGGAGGGAUUGGACGGAACGCUGGAGGCUAAUAUCUAUAGAAGCAAAGAAAGGUCCCAAGCACUCAGGUUAUGUGGAUGGGACUUUGAUAGUGAUCCUAAUGCCUUCAGGGAUUUCACACAGAGGUUAGAGUCUGAGGGAAACUAUGAGAGAGCAGCAGCUAUUUGUGUGUUCCAUCUGAAGAUGAGGCAAGCCAUUGAUAUCCUCAACAAAGGGGCUGAUGCUGCUAAAGAUGGCAAGCAUGACCUGCAUCCGGUUGCCAUGGCGCUGUCGGGAUUUACACCAGACAAGGACACCCUCUGGUGUUCAAUGUGCAGCGCUCUGUGUCGUCAGCUACGUAAUCCAUACCUCAGAGCAAUGUUUGGGUUCCUGACAACUAGCGAUGAUAAAUACGAGGCUGUCGUUAGAGAAUUGGAGAUCAGCAUUGAGGAUCGUGUGGCCUUUGCUUGCAUCUUCCUCAACGAUGUCCAGCUGGUGACCUUUGUGCAGGAGCUGACCUUGCAGGUCGUAACCGAUGGCAACCUUGCAGGUGUUCUCCUGACUGGACUCACCAAGGAUGGUGUGGAGCUCUUGCAGUCAUACGUUGACAGGACUGCUGAUGUACAGACAGCAAGUCUUGUGGCAGUGCAGGCUCUACCACCAGAGCUCUACAGGGAAGAGUUUGUGCAGCACUGGAUAGAAAGCUAUCGACAACUCUUAGAUACGUGGAGACUAUGGCAUGAAAGGGCCAAGUUUGAUUUGCUAUACCAGGCUCAUGCUAAAGAGAAAGUGUCCAAACAGAUCUACAUCAGCUGUCACUUCUGCCAGAGUCCUAUCUCACCUAGCGAGCUAGCUAAGGGAGGUAAGGCUGGCUACAUGGGAGGCUACGCAAGAGGAUUUCAGCAGAGAAGGUCGAAUACUUGUUACAAGUGCAGGAAGGCGCUGCCUCGCUGUGCUCUAUGCUUGAUGCACAUGGGUACCAGGUCUGGCGAGUCCAAACUCAGUCCACAACAGAGGAGUUACAAACCUUCCAGCAAGCAAGCAGCUUCAGUACAACCUAUGAUGAGACAGACUGAUUUUGGUGAAUGGUUUUCAUGGUGUCAGAGCUGUAGACAUGGAGGUCACGCUGAUCAUCUCACAGAAUGGUUCCGGACCCACAGUGAAUGCCCAGUCACAUCAUGUAUGUGCCGAUGUAUGCUUCUAGACUCCGUAGCAGCCGUCUCACCUUCAACAGAGAUUUCAGUCAAGUGACACAUCACAUGAUUUCAUUAUCAUGCUUAUGCCACCUUCCAGAGACCUCUUGGUCACGUGACUCACUUGUAUCACCUGAUUUGAGGUUUGGUACACCUUCCACAAAGCUGUUAGUCAUGUGAUCUAUCACAAGGUUUGGCUAUGCAGUCAGAUAACAAUAACAAUGAUAAUGUUUACCGAGGGAUGCCUCAUCAGCUUCAAUGCUGUUCUUCUUCUUCUUCUUUGGGUAAAGUCUACCUCCUUCACAGUUGAAGAUUCUUGCAGACUGAUGAGUGUGUGUGUGUGCUUACGAGAGCCAGGUGCAUGGUGCAAUGCUAUUCACAUGGUGCAAGUAAAAAGUUCCAGGACUUAGUAGCGGCCUCCUGAGGGCUCUGCAAUUAUUAUUACUACAGCAAGUGACAGGUAUCCAUUUACAUCUGGGUCUAGAGUGGCAAACGCGGAUUAACGUCUACUCUUGCUGAGCUGAGAUUCAAACCCUCAAGCCUUGGAUUGAGAGUCAAGUGAAAGAACCACUAUACCACUAUAUAGCACCUCCACUGUAAAUCUGCUUAUAUAGCGAGUUAGCAACCACCUUCAUGUAUAUAGAAAGACUACUUUCCUAUAAAGAUGAGACUAGGCGUUGUGGCGUGCGCCUGUAAUCCAGCUAACAGUGGAGGUUACAAACCGAUUCAGGCGAGGACGCAGGUCCAAAACUGAGUCACGCCUAUCGGAUGGUGACGUUUAAAGGUCGGUCCCCAGACGUAAAUAAUCAUAUCUGAUUGAUACACGUCUGUAAAAACCCAAUAUACACACACUCACAAUUGUUUGUUUCCCUUGGACAGUGUUUCUCUUUGAAAUACGUAUUGAACAGGUUAUCACGAUUCAUUUCCAGAGAUCAGCUGUUGGUCAUGUGACCUUUCACGUGAUCUAGACAAUCGUCACAGGUUUUAUCAACCAAAGUGAUUUGAAUGAAAAUUUCAUGAAUAUAGUGUUUGAUCCCAUUUCAAAUUGCUUUUCACAAAGCUCUCGCGAAUUCCUCCACUUUACACCACAAAACUUGUUCACCCUGUAUAUUUUUAUUUUCAAAGAUAUGCACAAAGAAAAAAAAUGGAAUUCAAAAUAAUGCACAUUUUGAAAAUUAAGUAUUAAUAACCACAUUCAACCCUGUCUCUUAUUUGUUGCAGUACAUCAGUGUCCAAAGUUUCUGUGCUGUACAUACACAUAGCUACAGUGCACAGUCCUUAGGACCAAGGAAAUUACCUUGUUAUAUCGGGAAUCUUUAUAUCAGGGUAAAAGCAAAAGAAUAUAAAGAGCAUGGACCAGCAAAAAACGCCUUGUUAUAACAGAUACCCUGUUUAAUAUCAGACCUCUUUAUACUGAGUUUCCACUGUAUUACAUUUGUUUAUACAUGUAUCAUCUUUAAAUUUUUCAAAAAGUUCUGUGUGAUUUUCUCUGAAUAUGGAUUUGUUCUGCAGUCAGAAAUUGGUUGGUAAAAAAAGCCAGCAACAAUGUCUUGAUUCACCUUUCAGAGAGCUUGACAUCAUGUGACCUUUCAUGGCCUUGUUGCAAAAAACUUACCAUUGAUGGUAACUUUGCCAUCAAUGGCAACUACCAUGGUAACAGGGCUCAACAGCCAAUCAAAAUCAAGGUUUCCAUGGUAGUUACUAUUGAUGGCAAAGUUACUAUCAAUGGUAAGUUUUGUGCAACGGGCCCAUAUCUUUUUUCAUCUGUUGAGCAGCUAAGAUGAUAUAUAUAAUAUCGGUCAUAGCUGCAGUAGUUGCAUGUAUGUUCAGUUUAUAUCCACAAUGGACCAUAGUCAUGUGAUGAUAACAUUCACGUCUCAGACUGUCAUGCAGUCUUAAUAUUGUCUUCCUUAGUAUGAUGUACAUGUAUCCCUGGACCAAGAAUAUUUUAUUGCCAAGCAAUACUCCUUUAAUCCCCAGCGCCAUCUAGGGAUACCAGUAUUUAGGCGAUUUCAUGUGAUGCAUUUUGGGGAAAAGUUGACAAAACUAUCAGCUUUGGCAUUCACUAGGAGAUAAAGGGUUUUCAUCAGAAUUUGUGGCUUGCCAGAAGGGGUUCUGUUAAUUGUGGAUUUACUCUAUGGAGGAAAACUCCUUCAAAUACAUUGCAUGUUUACAUUCUUUUUGUUGAAUUUGAGCAAACAAAAGAUAUUUCAUGGAAGUAGAAGAAAUGUGAGGGGUAGUUGAGUGAAUUUUACAGCAUUGUGAAUAAGCCCAGCGUGGAUUACAUGUACAUUUAUUGGAUUGUUAAGGCUCCCCAUAUCACAGCUGUCAACACCAUAA
Molecule: messenger RNA, 5151 nt
Organism: Strongylocentrotus purpuratus (purple sea urchin)
Lineage: Eukaryota; Metazoa; Echinodermata; Echinoidea; Camarodonta; Strongylocentrotidae
Product: GATOR complex protein MIOS
Exons: 23
Coding region: 152-2869 (905 amino acids)
Biological process (GO): cellular response to amino acid starvation; positive regulation of TORC1 signaling
Cellular component (GO): cytoplasm
Molecular function (GO): protein binding
Source: RefSeq, a predicted model, not a curated record